AUGGCUUCGUUUCUGGACAAUGCGUACAGCCUGGUCCACCAGGACAAUACGGCUGAUCAGCCGUCGCUGCAAGACCUCAAGUUGCAGCUGGAAAAGGGCACCGACGAGACCAAAUUGGAGACCAUGAAGAAGAUUAUCACAAUCAUGCUCAAUGGCGAUCCGAUGCCUCAACUACUCAUGCACAUCAUUCGCUUUGUUAUGCCAUCCAAGAGCAAGCCUCUGAAGAAGCUUCUGUAUUUCUAUUAUGAGAUCUGUCCCAAACAUGACGCGAAUGGAAAACUAAAACAAGAGAUGAUCCUGGUCUGCAACGGAAUCCGAAAUGACCUGCAGCAUCCGAAUGAAUACGUGCGCGGUAAUACGCUUCGAUUCCUCUGCAAACUCCGCGAACCAGAACUCAUCGAACCUCUGCUCUCAUCUGCCCGGUCGUGCCUCGAGCAUCGUCACGCCUAUGUACGGAAGAACGCAGUCUGGGCAGUAGCUUCGAUAUAUCAACACUCUGAAUCCCUAAUACCUGAUGCACCGGAGCUCCUCCAUUCGUUCCUUUCGUCGGAGAGCGACCACACCUGCAAGCGCAACGCAUUCGCGGCACUCAUGUCCAUCAGCCACCAGAAAGCCUUGGAGUAUCUGAGCUCCACAUUUGACAGCAUACCGAAUGCCGACGAGCUACUUCAGUUGGCAGAGCUCGAGUUUAUCAGGAAAGAUGCGGUGCAAAAUGCCCAGAACAAGGCGAGAUACCUGCGGUUGAUCUUUGAUCUCCUCGAUGCGUCGGCUAGCACUGUCGUUUACGAAGCUGCCACAUCCCUUACUGCCCUCACCAGCAACCCCGUCGCUGUGAAGGCCGCGGCCUCGAAACUGAUCGAACUCUGCAUCAAGGAGGCCGACAACAAUGUGAAACUUAUUGUCCUGGAUAGGGUUGACCAGCUGAGGAUCAAAAACGAGGGUGUCUUGGAUGAUCUGACGAUGGAGAUUUUGCGUGUUCUGUCGAGCCCUGAUAUCGAUGUUCGACGAAAAGCGCUGGGAAUCGCUCUGGAGAUGGUUUCUAGUAAGAAUGUGGAGGAAAUCGUGAUGCUGCUGAAAAAGGAGCUUGCCAAGACCGUGGAUGAGCAGUAUGAGAAGACUGGUGAAUACCGGCAACUUCUCAUCCAAUCUAUCCAUCACUGUGCCAUCAAGUUCUCGGAAAUUGCUGCUAGUGUGGUUGACCUGCUGAUGGACUUCAUCGCCGACUUUAACAACAACUCCGCCGUUGAUGUGAUUUCUUUUGUGAAGGAGGUGGUGGAGAAAUUCCCCAAGCUACGACCGUCCAUCCUCGAACGCUUAGUAUCCGCACUCGGCGAAGUACGGGCUGGCAAGGUCUACCGCGGUGUGCUCUGGGUCGUGGGCGAGUAUUCUUUGGAGGCCAAUGACAUUCGCGAAGCCUGGAAGCGAAUUAGAGCCAGCCUUGGAGAGAUUCCAAUCUUGGCUUCGGAAGAGCGACUACUGGACGAAGUUCAGGAUGAGAAUGCGGCUCCCACGGAGCAGGUCAAUGGCCAUGCUAAGCCAGCCGCUCCAACUGGAUCGAGAAAGGUUCUCGCGGAUGGAACGUACGCUACUGAGAGUGCCCUGACAAGUCAGGCGGCUGCGAAGCUCGAAGCUGUAAAGGCCGCUCAGAAGCCACCGUUGCGUCAGCUUAUCCUGGAUGGCGAUUAUUAUUUGGCGACAGUGCUUUCGUCAACAUUGACGAAGCUCGUUAUGCGCCACGCCGAAGUUUCUCAAGAUACAGCUCGUACGAACGCCCUUCGCGCGGAAGCAAUGCUUAUCAUGAUCUCUAUUAUUCGUGUUGGUCAGUCGCAGUUCGUCAAAGCUCCUAUUGACGAAGACUCUGUGGACCGGAUCAUGACAUGCGUGCGUUCGCUGGCCGAAUUCUCCGAGAGGAAAGAACUGGAGACGACCUUCCUUGAGGAUACACGGAAGGCGUUCCGAACGAUCGUCCAGGCUGAGGAGAAGAAGCGGGCCGCCAAGGAGGCUGUGGAAAAAGCCAAGACUGCUGUGCAGAUUGACGACGCUAUCCCCAUUCGACAGCUGGCCAAGAAGAACGUCGGGGAAGGCACCGACGAGAUUGAGCUAGAUCUGAUCAAGGCGACGGGUGGUGAUUCUACGUUUGAGGAUCUGUCAUCGAAGCUCAGCAGGGUUGUCCAGUUGACAGGUUUCUCCGACCCUGUCUACGCUGAAGCCUACGUGAAGGUGCACCAAUUCGACAUUGUUCUGGAUGUCCUGCUGGUGAACCAGACGACAGAAACGUUGCAGAAUCUGUCGGUCGAGUUUGCGACCUUGGGUGACCUUAAGGUUGUCGAACGACCGACAACCCAGAAUCUCGGACCGCGCGACUUCCUGAAUGUGCAGGCCACCGUUAAAGUUUCUUCCACGGACACUGGUGUGAUCUUUGGCAAUGUGGUCUAUGACGGACCAAGUUCCACGGAGACCCACGUGGUCAUCCUGAAUGAUGUGCACGCCGACAUCAUGGACUACAUUCAGCCUGCUUACUGCACCGAGACUCAGUUCCGGACCAUGUGGACCGAGUUCGAAUGGGAGAACAAGGUCAACAUCAACUCGAAGGCCAAGAGUCUCCGGGAGUUCCUCAAGCAGCUCAUAGAGAGCACCAACAUGACCUGCCUGACCCCUGAAGCGUCUCUUCAGGGCGAUUGCCAGUUCUUGAGCGCCAACCUGUACGCUCGUAGUGUGUUCGGUAAGUUCUUCCGCGUUUCUAAAUACUCCAAAGAUGGUUUGCUAAUCCUCACUACAGGCGAGGACGCGCUGGCCAACUUGAGCAUUGAAAAGCAGGGCGAAGACGGACCCAUCACUGGAUUCGUGCGGAUAAGAAGCCGCUCGCAAGGUCUUGCCCUGGCCUUGGGUUCUCUCAAGGGGCUCAAGGCGAAUUCUGCAUAG
This is a messenger RNA of Rasamsonia emersonii CBS 393.64, 2922 nucleotides long. RefSeq names its product Coatomer subunit beta. Lineage: Eukaryota; Fungi; Ascomycota; Eurotiomycetes; Eurotiales; Trichocomaceae. Gene Ontology annotation, biological process: endoplasmic reticulum to Golgi vesicle-mediated transport; intra-Golgi vesicle-mediated transport; intracellular protein transport. Bases 1 to 2922 code for a protein of 973 amino acids. The record is from RefSeq and is a predicted model, not a curated record. Gene Ontology annotation, cellular component: COPI vesicle coat; cytoplasm. Gene Ontology annotation, molecular function: structural molecule activity. The transcript is spliced from 4 exons.